Messenger RNA from Symbiodinium necroappetens, 1260 nucleotides. Lineage: Eukaryota; Dinophyceae; Suessiales; Symbiodiniaceae. The record is from the annotation of a GenBank genome assembly.
GUGCGUCGGUGCCGAACAGUCUGCUCAUGGUGGAAGAGGCUGGCGGCAGCAGGUCGCGACUCCUGUGACGAGCCGCCCGGUGGCGUCUCCCAGCCGAUCGUGGAGGCCUUGUGGUCCGAAGACCUCGGUGAGCACCGUGGUCCGGCCUGGAAGGAGCUCCUCCUGGGUGGCAUCAAACUCCAGCAGCGAGCUGGGACUCCCCAGGAUGACUACGAACAGCUUUGCAACCAGACGUCGCAGUUUGACUCGGCGAUCAGGCGAGAUGUACAUCGUACGCUCCCGCAAGAGGAGCUCUUCCGCGAGCGUCAGGGGAAGGGUCAACAAGCGCUCUUCAGAUUGCUCCGGGCGCUGGCCAUCCGCCUGUGGGAUGUCGGCUACUGCCAAAGUCUUAACUUCAUCGUGGCAACGCUUAUUGGGGUCUUCCCCGAUGACGAGGCGCUGGUAUUCAACUGUUCUUUAGCCUUGCUGCUUCGGCAUUCGCUGGUGGAUCUGUACCGGCCGAAAUUUCCAAAGCUUGGGGUCAUCAUCUGGCAGUUCGAUCGCAUCGUCGAGGGCUUUUUGCCAAAGGUCCAUGAUGCUCUAACAAAGCACGGUGUCAACUCCGAGUACUACGCCAUCCAGUGGUUCCUCUCCCUCUUUGCCAGCGACUUGCCACAAAAGGUGGUGCGCCGGAUUUGGGAUAGAUUUCUGGUCGCGGGGUGGCGCAUCAUCGUCCAAGUUGGCCUGGCAUUGUUGUACAGCAUUCAGGACGAGUUGGGUGACAUGGAAACGUGCUUUGCCCUGAGCUUCUUAAGGAAGUUUGCGCAGACACGCACGCAUCAGUCCGAGGGCCUGUUGAAGACAGCCUCAUCUUUCAAGGUCUCUCACAGACUGCUCUCGGCGUUGGAGGCAGCUUACAGUUGGGAGGAGGAUGCUCAGCUGACAGUCGUCAAGGACUUGAACACCGGCCAAGUGCAUUGGGCAGUUCAGGCAGUACCGCGUGCAGUUCCCACACCUGUGCCGCAAGAAGGCGAGGAGCCUGCUGUGCCAGUUCCGCGCGCCUUCAUGCGAGGUUCUGCUGGUGGGGCAUGUCUCAGCGGUGAGGAGGGUCCCGAAGAACGCAACGAAGGCAAAGUGCUUCCGUUUCUGGUCCGAAACUUGGACACAGGUGAAACCAGCAUUUUGAAAAGGGCUUUCUUUCAAUACCGUGACGAGAUUCACAGACAAGCUCAAGCCAAAGCAGGGCCUGUCGUGAGACGACAGUCUGAAGCCGGCUAUUGA